Messenger RNA from Hydra vulgaris (swiftwater hydra), 3331 nucleotides. RefSeq names its product UDP-N-acetylglucosamine--peptide N-acetylglucosaminyltransferase 110 kDa subunit. NCBI's taxonomy places the organism in Eukaryota, Metazoa, Cnidaria, Hydrozoa, Anthoathecata, Hydridae. Gene Ontology annotation, molecular function: protein O-acetylglucosaminyltransferase activity; protein binding. Gene Ontology annotation, biological process: protein O-linked glycosylation. The record is from RefSeq and is a predicted model, not a curated record.
UUCUCCUAAGUGUGGUGUAAAGAUCAAUUUAAAGCAGUCGAAUCGAAAUAUAUGGAAUCGAAAUAAAGAAUUAAGUACUGGAUGGUUUAUAGAGAGCUUAGUUGUAUUCUGUCUCGUGUUAGCUUAUAAAACUAUGAGAGUUUUAGAAUAUUAAUAUUUGACAGAUAUUCUACAUAAGGAAGAUGGUUAUGGGGUCACCAAACUCAGAACAUACUGUGCAAGUGUCUACAUUGGCCCUUGCUGAAGCUGCUCAUAGAGAAUAUCAAGCUGGUAAUUAUGACCGAGCAGAAAAACUUUGCAUGCAAUGGUGGAGGCGUGAAACAGACAGCACUGGUUGUUUAUUAUUGUUGUCAUCUAUACAUUUCCAGUGCAGAAGGCUGGAUCAAUCUGCACAGUUUAGUUCUCUUGCAAUCAAACAGAAUCCUAUGUUAGCUGAAGCUUACUCAAAUCUUGGAAAUGUUCUUAAAGAGAAAGGCCAGCUUAAAGAUGCUCUUGCAAAUUAUAGGCACGCAGUGAAAUUAAAACCUGAUUUUAUUGAUGGGUAUAUAAACUUAGCAGCUGCACUUGUUGCAGCUGGCGAUUUAGAAGGGGCUGUUCAAGCUUAUGCUACGGCUCUGAACUAUAAUCCAGAUCUUUACUGCGUGAGAAGCGAUCUUGGUAACUUAUUAAAAGCUUUAGGGCGUCUUGAGGAAGCCAAGGCAUGCUAUUUAAAAGCUAUUGAAACGCAACCGAAUUUUGCUGUUGCAUGGAGUAAUUUAGGCUGUGUUUUUAAUGCUCAAAGUGAAAUAUGGCUUGCUAUUCAUCAUUUUGAAAAAGCUGUACAAAUUGAUCCUAACUUUCUUGAUGCAUACAUAAAUUUAGGAAAUGUACUAAAAGAAGCUCGCAUAUUUGAUCGUGCUGUAACUGCUUACCUAAGAGCUUUAACAAUUAACCCAAAUCAUGCAAUAGUUCAUGGAAAUCUUGCUUGUGUCUAUUAUGAGCAAGGAUUAAUUGAUUUGGCAGUUGAUACUUAUAAAAGAGCAAUUGAAUUGCAACCAAAUUUUCCUGAUGCUUAUUGUAAUUUGGCCAAUGCUUUAAAAGAACAAGGUAAAGUUGAAGAUGCUGAGGACUGCUAUGAUACCGCAUUACAACUUUGUCCAACACAUGCAGAUUCACUUAACAAUCUUGCAAACAUCAAGAGAGAACAAGGGCUAAUAGAAGACUCUAUUCGGUUAUACUGCAAAGCUCUUGAGGUCUUUCCCGAAUUUGCUGCGGCACACUCGAAUUUAGCAAGUAUAUUGCAACAGCAAGGGAAACUGCAUGAGGCAUUGAUACAUUACAAGGAGGCUAUAAGAAUUCAUCCGACAUUCGCAGAUGCUUAUUCUAACAUGGGUAACGCAUUAAAAGAAAUGCAAGAUGUUGAAGGAGCUAUUCAAUGCUAUUCAAGGGCAAUCCAAAUCAACCCUGCUUUUGCAGAUGCUCAUAGUAAUCUUGCAUCUGUUUAUAAAGAUUCUGGAAAUAUUGCUGAGGCAAUACAGUCUUAUAAAACUGCAUUAAAGUUAAAACCUGAUUUUCCUGAUGCAUAUUGUAACUUAGCACAUUGCUUGCAGAUUAUUUGUGAUUGGAGUGGUUACGACAACAGAAUGAAAAAGUUGUUGGCUAUUGUUGAUGAACAACUUGGAAAAAAUCGAUUACCUUCAGUACACCCUCACCAUACUAUGCUUUAUCCCCUUUCUCCAAUACAAAGGAAAGCAAUUGCAAAUAGACAUGGUAAUCUAUGUAUUGAUAAGGUUUCGUUACUUCAUAAGAAACCAUAUUCUUAUCCGAAAGAUUUAAAAUCAAGUAGUGGCCGACUUCGAGUUGCAUAUGUAAGCAGUGAUUUUUGCAACCACCCUACUUCUCAUCUUAUGCAAAGUGUUCCUGGUUUUCAUAAUCGAUCUAAUGUAGAGGUUUUCUGUUAUACUCUCACACCUGAUGACAAUACUAGUUUUCGUAAAAAGAUUGAAAGUGAAAGUGAACAUUUUGUAGACUUAACCCAGUAUGUAUGUCAUGGAGAUGCAGCUGAUCGUAUUAAUAGUGAUGGUAUUCACAUUCUUAUUAAUAUGAAUGGCUACACUAAAGGUGCACGCAAUGAGAUUUUUGCAUUACGUCCAGCUCCUGUUCAGCUUAUGUGGUUAGGAUAUCCUGGUACAAGUGGUGCGACUUAUAUGGACUAUAUCAUUACUGACCGCAUUACAUCACCAAUGGCAUACUCAGAACAUUACUCAGAAAAGUUUGGCUAUAUGCCUCACACUUUUUUUGUAGGUGAUCAUAAACAGAUGUUUCCUCAUCUAAUUCGAGAUGUAACACAUGAAAAGCGCAAUGAGAUUACAUUAACGCAAGUUAGUACAAAUUUAGAACAUUCUGUUACAACAAAUCCGGCUGUUUCACAGUAUAUAGACGAACGAAUUGAAAGGCGCAAAGAAGAAGUUGCAGGAACCAAAGAUAGUGGUGAGCGUGUUCCAGAGCAGAUGCCACAAAUGACUAGAUCUACAUAUGGGCUUCCUGAAGAUGCAUUUGUUUACUGUAACUUUAAUCAGUUGUAUAAAAUAGACCCUGCUACAUUUGAAUCAUGGUGUAACAUUUUAAAGCGUGUUCCAAAUAGUGUUAUGUGGCUAUUACGUUUUCCUCAAGUUGGUGAAACCAAUGUUAAGGCUCAAGCGGUAGCUAAUGGUCUCAGUGAAGAUAGAAUUAUAUUUUCAAAUGUAGCUCCGAAGGAGGAGCAUGUGCGUCGAGGACAGUUAGGUGAUGUGUGUUUAGAUACACCUCUUUGUAAUGGUCAUACAACAGGUAUGGAUGUCCUCUGGGCUGGAUGCCCUAUGGUGACACUGCCAUUAGAGACUCUUGCUUCCAGAGUAGCUUCAUCACAACUGCAUGCUUUGGGUGUAGAAGAACUCGUUGCAAAAAGUCGUAGCCAUUACGAAGAAAUAGCAGUUAAACUUGGAACAGACUCAGAAUAUUACAAAAAAAUAAAGUUAAAAGUUUGGGAUGGUCGUUUACUGUCACCGCUUUUUAAUACUCAAAAAUAUACACAAAACCUCGAAAAACUAUAUUAUAAAAUGUGGAGGAGAUAUGAAAAAGGACUACCGGCAGACCAUAUCACUGACGUUCUUGACUAAAGUUUAUAUUUUAAAAUUAAAUACUUCCAAAGUUAACGGAAUUAUGGUGAAAGUCUUGUGUUAAUAGUGUUGACGAUUUUCAUUCCUGAAGUUCACUGCGUGAAUAUGGAUUAUCUUCCACCAACAUUUAACAUUGUUUUGUAUCCCGUAUAUGUAUUUAUAAAUUUAAUGAAGGUUACUAUGUAGAUUAGUUA